GGGAUGAUGUCUUAAGACACUUUUAAUAAAUUAAAAGUAAAGUACAUUUGCGCAAUCGUACUUACUGAGCUCAUUCAUUCACUCACUCCCUCCCCUUUUGUUCCUGAAGAUAUACUCUGCACCUUGCUUAACUUCCCCGCAUUUCUAUGGGGAAGUGAAACAAAAGCCAAUUCCAAAGCACCGGAACAGUGUUUUAAGUUGUUCCGAAAUAAAAAUAGAUAAAAGAUGAAAAAUUGACAAUUAUAAAAAGACCUGAUCUCAAUCAAUCCUGCAAGACCCUAUUCUCAUCUCACAUCUUCAUCUUUUCUCUUCAUAACAAUUUGAAAUGGUGACUCAAACAGUUGCCGUUGAUACGGAAUUGCUCCAUCGUCGUGCCGCUUUAGCAGGUCCUUCAGGCUUGAAAGGUUUGGCUCAAAAUGCUCGUGCGACAUCAAUCGCAGUUUUUGCCAGUUUAGGUGGUUUGGUGUAUGGUUAUAAUCAAGGUAUGUUUGGUCAAGUUUUGAGCAUGCAUGCUUUUAGUAAAGCUUCAGGAACCGAUGGAAUCACAAAUGCAACUUUGGGUGGUUUAGUAACGGCAAUUUUGGAAUUAGGUGCUUGGAUCGGUGUUUUGGCAAACGGUUAUUUUGCCGAUAAACUUGGUCGUAAACUUUCGGUUAUUGGAUCUUGUCUUAUCUUUGGCGUUGGUGUUGCUGUUCAAGCUUGUACAAGAGACGGAAAUUAUCAUUACAUCCUCGCAGGCAGAUUCGUUACCGGUAUCGGUGUUGGAGGAAUUAGUAUCCUUGUUCCUUUGUACAAUGCUGAAUUGGCACCACCAGAAAUUCGUGGUGCUUUGGUCGCCUUGCAACAAGUUGCAAUUACGUUUGGUAUUAUGAUCUCUUAUUGGCUUACAUAUGGAACAAACUUCAUCGGAGGUACUGGUGAUACACAAAGCAAUGCUGCAUGGCUUCUUCCAAUCACACUUCAACUUGUUCCUGCUUUCAUCCUUGCCGUUGGUAUGCUCUUCAUGCCUCAAUCUCCCCGUUGGUUGAUGGAUCAUGAUCGCGAAGAAGAAUGUUUAGAAGUUUUGUCCAGUAUCAGACGCAAAGAAAAACAAAACCCUUUGAUUCAAUUGGAAUUCUUGGAAUUAAAAGCCCAAAAGUUAUUCGAACGCAGAUUAUCUCUACAUGAUUAUCCUGACUUGCAAGAUGACAGCUUCAAGAGUAAAUUCAAGCUGCAAGUUGCACAAUAUGCCAGUUUAGUCAGCAAUCCGUCAAACAGGAAACGUACAUUCGUCGCUAUCGGAAUCAUGGUCGGACAACAAUGGUCGGGUAUCAAUUUUGUUCUGUACUACGCACCAUUUAUCUUCAAGAGCUUAAACUUGGCCGGAAAUGCAACCUCUCUUUUGGCUUCAGGUGUGGUAGGAGUUGUGCAAUUCCUUGCUACGCUUCCUUCAGUGGUUUAUUUGGAUAAAUGGGGACGUAGACCAAUGUUUAUGCUCGCUGCCAUUCUGAUGAGUUUAACUCUCUUCUCAAUUGCUGGUAUCAUUGCUCAAUUCAAGCCAAGAUGGGAUGCUGACAUCCGUACGCCAGCUACUAAUGCAGCAGGUUGGGGUGCCGCAGUUAUGGUUUGGUUAUUCGCCAUCUUUUUCUCAAUCAGUCUUGGAGGAGGUCCUUGGGUGCUUGUAUCAGAAGUGUUCCCACUUGGUUUACGAGCAAAAGGAAUCAGUGUUGGUGCAUCUUCGAAUUGGUUAAACAACUUCGCCGUAGCCAUUGCUACACCUAAAUUUGUUCAAGUUGCUCCUUGGGGCGCUUAUAUCUUCUUGGGAGGAUGCAGUGUUAUUCUCGCUCUUUGGGUUUACUUCUAUGUACCCGAAACAAGAGGACGUUCUUUGGAAGAAUUAGAUGAAGUCUUUGCCGACAAUAGUGGACGCUCAAAGUGGGAAGCUGAACAAUUAUUACAAGCUCAACGAGAUGUUGGUUUGUUGAAUGUUGCCGAUAUUGAACCCACAACGGAGAAGGAGCAUUCUUCCAUCGAUCAUGAACUUAAAGAAGAAAAGGUUUAAGAUUUUAUAUAAUCAAAUGUCAUCUCCGUG
This is a messenger RNA of Meira miltonrushii, 2071 nucleotides long. Its product is annotated as general substrate transporter. The record is from RefSeq and is a predicted model, not a curated record. Gene Ontology annotation, biological process: carbohydrate transport; transmembrane transport. The coding region runs from base 326 to 2041 and encodes 571 amino acids. The transcript has a single exon. Gene Ontology annotation, molecular function: carbohydrate:proton symporter activity. Lineage: Eukaryota; Fungi; Basidiomycota; Exobasidiomycetes; Exobasidiales; Brachybasidiaceae. Gene Ontology annotation, cellular component: membrane.